AUGGAUUUUGGUGAAUACGACAAUAGAAAAAAUCGCAAAGUUGAAAGUGGUGUCCCAGAUGUUUGUAAAUCCGAGCCGUGUAUGAUGGGAAUUGAUGAAGCAGGAAGGGGACCUGUGCUUGGUCCCAUGGUUUAUGGCACUUGUUAUUGCCCUAUAGCUAAAAGUAGCCUCCUGAAAACAAUAGGUUUUGCAGAUUCAAAGACCUUGACAGAAGAACAAAGAGACAAUUUGUUUGUGAAGUUGGAUGCAGAGAAAGCAAACAUGGGAUGGCUUAUAAACAUAUUAUCUCCAAACUACAUUUCAAAUAGUAUGCUGAAAAGAAACAAGUACAACCUGAAUUCUCUGUCUCAUGAUACUGCAAUUGGAUUGAUAUCAAGAGUUUUAGAACUGGGCAUCAACUUAACAGAAGUUUACGUAGAUACAGUUGGUGACUUCAACAGCUAUCAAGCCAAACUUAAAUCAAUAUUUCCUAAUAUUGACAUUGUUGUUUCAAAAAAGGCUGACUCUAUAUAUCCCAUUGUCAGUGCUGCUAGCAUCUGUGCUAAGGUGGCAAGGGACAAAGCAAUAAAAAACUGGAAGUUCAUUGAAGGUGAUUUGUUCCAUCAGUUUGAUUAUGGCUCUGGUUACCCAGGAGAUCCCAAGACAAAACAGUUUCUGAGUGAAAACAUCGAUCCAAUCUUUGGUUUUCCACAAUUUGUGAGAUUUGGUUGGUCUACUGCCAGCAGCAUAUUGGAUACUAAAGCUCUACCAGUUAAAUGGUCAUCAAAGAAAGCCAUCGAAAAUUCAAUCAAAACGCCUGUGAUUUCAAAUUUUUUUGGCGUACAAAAACAGGAGACCGUUAAAGAGAAAAGUCAUAAAUUUUUUUCAGAACGUUGCCUGAAAAGUGUAAAAAACUUAUUUUAA
Molecule: messenger RNA, 903 nt
Organism: Helobdella robusta
Lineage: Eukaryota; Metazoa; Annelida; Clitellata; Rhynchobdellida; Glossiphoniidae
Exons: 8
Coding region: 1-903 (300 amino acids)
Biological process (GO): mismatch repair; DNA replication, removal of RNA primer
Cellular component (GO): ribonuclease H2 complex
Molecular function (GO): RNA-DNA hybrid ribonuclease activity; RNA binding
Source: RefSeq, a predicted model, not a curated record